Messenger RNA from Podarcis muralis (Common wall lizard), 3175 nucleotides. NCBI's taxonomy places the organism in Eukaryota, Metazoa, Chordata, Lepidosauria, Squamata, Lacertidae. The record is from RefSeq and is a predicted model, not a curated record.
GCCGGGCAGUUAGGGAACCUGCUUGCUGCUGCUGGGUACCGGGGCGGGUGCAUUAACAUGUUAGAUGCCCGCCGCGCGUGCACUGUCGCUUGCGCGGGGCGCACGGGUGAUAAUUUGCUAACCAGGGCCGGAUUUAGGUCUGAUGAGGCCCUGAUCUACUGAAGCCUCAUGUUCCGGUCUCGGCGAGCCAGCUUGGCACAACGGCUCUGGAGGCACCGCUGCGUCACGCCCGGCCCCGACGACAGCCACGGGGCGUUGAAGCCGGCGGCUCUGGCCCUCUUCAAGAAGCUGAAGGAGAAGGAGCUGGAGCUGCUGCUGUGGGCGGUGGAGAGCAGGGGGGCGGGCGAGUCGGGCUGCGUCUGGGUGGAGUCGCGAGGCUCCAAGCCGGGCCUCCCCGCCUCGCUCCUCCUGUGCCGGCUCUUCCGCUGGCCCGACCUGCGCCACCCGCACGAACUCAAGCGCCUCAGCUUCUGCAAGAGCACCGGCGGAGAGGGCAGCGUCCACUGUUGCAACCCGCAUCAUCUCAGCCGGCUCGCUGUACCUGAGACUCCCCUGCCCCCCUACGGCAAGAUCUCUCCUUUCGCAACCCCUCUGAAGUGCGCCAACACGUUGAACAACAACCGCAGAAUAUGGCAAGACACCAGCCUCUCCCAGCGCUCCCUCAGAGACGGCCACUGGUGCAAACUGGCUUACUGGGAACACCGCCUUCGAGUCGGGAGGCUCUUCUCCGUCCACGACGACCACGUCAACAUCUUCGCCGACCUCCCGGCUGGCAGCGGUUUCUGCCUGGGCCAGCUGGGCUCCAGGAACCGUAGCCAAGCCGUCCAGCGAGCCCGGGCCAAGAUCGGGCAAGGCUUGCUCCUGAGCCGCGAAGGCAGCGGCGUCUGGGCUUACAACCGCAGCGACCACCCCGUCUUCGUCUGCUCCCCAACCCUGGGUCCUCCCGGCGGCUCCGGGCCGGCUGUUCACAAGCUGCUUCCCGGCUACUCCCUCAAGGUCUUUGACUACGACCGCGCCGGCAACCUGGCCUGCUGGCAGGGCCACCACGACGGGCCCUACGAUGCCCACAGCGUCCGGAUCAGCUUCGGCAAAGGCUGGGGCCAGUGCUACUCUCGGCGGUUUAUCACCUCUUGCCCAUGUUGGUUGGAAGUUCUGCUGAGUAUACCUAGAUGAAGAGGGGGGCAAGGAGCCAGGAAAGGGGGCUGGUUUUGCGGGUGGUGAGGGGGGAACCCCCUCUCUGAGCCUUGGGGGCGUCCGGGAAAGAUCUACGUAUUAUUUCCCAGCUUCCUCGCGCGGGGAGAGAGAGGAUUCUGCGAGAGUCGGGUGGCUUUUGUAAGUUAUCUGUUUCCUUAUAAAUAUACGGGUUGAGAAGGUAGUGUCAUAUAUAUAAGUCGGGAAGGUAGCCUGAGGGCGAGCAACUUAGAGAUAGUCGCAAGGCAGAAUUAGUGCAGGGCCCAACAAACUCAGGUUGACAGCAGAAUUUUUGUUUUUUGUAGUUCACAAACCAGUUCAGCAAGUUCGGUAGCUUCCUCCCUGGGAAUUUUAGCACUUCUGCUAGUGCGGCUGCAGUUUUAAAGUUUCAGCAUCCGAUUCCCCUAUGAAAAAAAAACUACAGUUCUCAGGGAGGGGUUUUUUGGUUUGUUUUUUAAGCGAAACUGGUUUCAAACUGGAUUUGUCGUGUAAACGCAGCUGCUGCUUUGGGGAUGGAAGGCAGCCACUCAAAGCAGUCUGCUGGGGCAGAAAUGACACCAUUCAGGUUUGUAAAAGCUUCACCCCAUGAAGCUGAACAGCAGUAAAGUGCAGGUUGGAGAAGCAAUAGGUGUGUUUUUUGCUGUCCGUUUACAGCAUCCACUGUAGGGAACGUUCCGCUGGCUUAGACGGCCUUAGAAAACGGAACUGGAGAGAUUCCUGGAGGAGGACUGGCCCAUCGACGUCUCUUAAAUGUGGUGGGUAAAUGGAACCUCCAGUUCCAGACGCAGUCUACCUCGGAAUAUCACGUGCUGUGGAUCGGUAGCAAGGGAAACAACCCACAGCUUCCCACCUCGCUUGUAGGACACGGGUAGCCGAUUUAUACCAAAUCAAUCCAUUGGUCCAUCUAGCCUGGUAGUAUUUACACUGACCGGCAGCAUCUCUCCGGGGUUUCUGGCAGGAUUCUCCUGCGACCUGGAGAUAACCAGGAGCAAACCUGGGACCUGUCUGAAUGCAAAGCAGAUGCUCUGCCACAGAGCUAAGGUCCUUUAUGUAACAAAACAAAACCCUAAGAUUCUAGUCCUCAUGAUUCUGAAUAAACUGGUGAAUUAAAGAGGAACAAUAGAAGCUGCCUUAAAGUGAGUCCAGCCCUUGACCCGUCUAUCUCAAUAUUAUCAGUAUACCAAUGGCAGCAGCACUCCAGGGUCUCAGACAGGCGGUCAUUUGCAGCCAAUUUGAAAAUGCCAGCAUUUGAACCCGGGACCUUUUGCAUGCAGGGGAGAUGCCCUACCCGUUGCAAACCUCUGGUGGGCUCCCUUUUGAGGACAGGACCCCAGGCUGAGAUAAAACCGUUUGGUCUGACGCAUCAAGAGUUGUUGUGGAAAGAAGCUGGGAGGACAGCAAGUUGGAAAGCAAUAGCGAAGGAAAUCUUGCUCAUGUCCUGACCCUUUUUGAUCUCUUAAGUAAGAGCCCAGCUUCGGCUGAGACAUUUCUUUAUUUUUGCCUCCUUUUCUCUUUUGCUAUUAGUGCGCCACAUUUAUUUCUAGUGCGCUGCAUAGAACACAUAACUUGAUAUUUGUGCAGGGGGGGACCAGGUGUGACCCCCAUCUCUCUUUGAGCAGAGAGAGAGGGUUCAGAGGGGAUCCUGAAAUGAGAAAGGAGGAGGAAGGGGUGUUUGUGAGGAUGGGAAAGUGGGUCUUGAGGAGAGGGUCUAAGGAGAGAAGAGAAGAUGAAUAGAUGGGAGGUUUGCCGGGGCAGAAGAAGGGGCUGGGAAUGGAUGGUGGUUGUGGGAGCUGGAGGAAGUUGUACUAUAACAAAAGUAGGAGCCUGACAAUACCUUUUGUAGGUGUUACGGGCCGAGCAAUUUUAUACCCAGUUUAUUUAUUUCAUUGUCAUUUCAUAAAAUUUUAUACCACUCGAUUGUAAACGGAAACCAGCAACCCUCGGAAGAGGUUUACAACAAGAAUAAAGCAAAUAACAUGAUCAA